Messenger RNA from Paramecium tetraurelia, 706 nucleotides. RefSeq lists its product as uncharacterized. The transcript has a single exon. The record is from RefSeq and is a predicted model, not a curated record. Lineage: Eukaryota; Ciliophora; Oligohymenophorea; Peniculida; Parameciidae.
GGAGAUCUAGAGAAUUGAAAGAAUUAAAAACUUCUAAUUUCUAGGGAGAUUACUAUUCAUAUCAACAGUUUUAUCCAUGGUUGAACUAGAUCGAUGUUGAAAUUGUUAUUAACUUGCUGAGAGAGUGUUGAAUCUACGAAUGCGAAGGGGGGGGAGACGUUAAGAGUGAAAUAGAGAAGUGGGGGCUGAUUUUGAUAUUUAUUUAUAUAAAAUUAAGUGUUUAUGUUGAGAUUGGCCACUUAGGCAAUAAGAAGCAUGGUGCAAAUUAUGCCAGUUAUUCGGCCUAUUCAACUUUGUUAGAAGCCUGUGCAAUUUUUUGGAUUGGCGAGGUUAUUUAAAUAAACUCGUAUCAGUGGGCAGGCUAGAUCUAAGACGAAGUCGUCGGGAUCGAGUUGGAAGAAGAGGAUUAGGAGUCAGAACAGAUUAUAUAAGAUUGGGAAUCACAAGGGGUUGAUGAAGAGGGUGAAGAUUGUGGGUCCGAGGAGGGCGAGAAGACUGAAGUUCAAGUCUCCAGGGUCUAGGCAUUUGAAUCGAAAUUGUUCGAAGGCGAAUUUGAGGAGGAAAAGGCGAACUCGAUACAUAAGUGAUGUUGAUAUGCCGAGGAUGAGGAAGUUGUUGCCGUUGAUGAAGAGGCAGAAAUGCAAAAGGGGAUCUUGAGUAUAUAAAAAGAAGGGAGAAGCAAUAAUAUUUUAUUUCAAAUAUAUUA